UUUGUCAUCUACGCAAAUAAAGAGUUACCCAUAAAAAUACACUUUUAAUUUUUUUUAAAAGCCUAAUGAAAUACUUAUUCAGUGAUGAAAACAUGAUUACUUAAUCAUCAUUCAUCACUUACAUCACAAUAGAAUUCCCAAAAUUAAUAGGAUUAUCUCCUAAGAAUUAAUGAUAAUAAUUCAAUGUAGCGACUGUUGUUAAUAUAAAAAUAAAAACCAUAAUAAAUGAAGAGCUUAAUAAACCGGAUGAAUAAAAACAAAAAGUCAAAGUGCCAGCUCAAUCCCCCUCUGACGAAUCACUUCCCACCUCAUAACCCAACUGUCCCACUCCGCUUCCGUUUUAUUUAUUAAUUAACUGGGACCCGCUUCCUCUUAAUCUUCCCCGGAAUAUGUUAUUCAAUUUAAUUAAUUAAUUAACUUCUUCCCACUUCCUUUUGAUCUUCUACUUCCUUCUUCUUCUCUUCCCACACUGUCCCGGAAACCUCUCCAAUUCGGCAAUUCUCCCAAAACCCAGCUGACACGAUCUCUCUUUCUUCCCGCCCAACAAUGUCGAAGCAGACUUACAGGGUCUGCUUCUGCUUCCGCCGGAGGUUCAAGCUCGCCGUCGCCGAGGCCCCGGAAGAGAUCAAAGGCUUCUUCAACCGCUACUCCGAGAAUGGGCUCAUGUCGGCCGAUCACCUCCGCCGCUUCCUGAUCGAGGUCCAGAAGCAGGAGAAUGCAACCCUCGAGGACGCUCAAGCUGCCAUCAACAGUCUUCACGAGCUCAAGCAUUUGAACAUCUUGCACCACCACAAGGGCCAGAGUCUCAACCUCGAGACCUUCUUCAAGUACCUCUUCGGCGACAUUAACCCUCCUGUUGACCUCCAGUGCGGGGUGCAUCAUGAUAUGAGUGCUCCUCUUUCGCAUUAUUUCAUUUACACGGGACACAAUUCGUAUCUAACUGGGAACCAACUUAGUAGUGACUGCAGCGAUGUCCCAAUCAUACAUGCCCUGCAGAGAGGUGUGAGGGUGAUUGAAUUGGAUAUAUGGCCCAAUUCCAACAAGGAUGGCAUUGAAGUUCUUCAUGGAAGGACACUGACAACUCCUGUGGAACUUAUAAAAUGUUUGAGGUCUAUUAAAGAACAUGCCUUUACUGCAUCUGAUUAUCCUGUAGUCAUAACUCUAGAAGACCACCUCACUCCAGAUUUGCAGGCUAAAGUCGCGGAGAUGGUGACAAGCACGUUCGGGGACAUCUUGUUCUGUCCUGAUUCAGAUUGCUUAAAAGAAUUCCCCUCCCCAGAAUCAUUGAAGAAACGGAUUAUCAUAUCAACCAAACCACCAAAAGAGUAUAUGUCAGCUGCUGUUCCCAAAGAUGCCCAGGAAGGUGAUUCACUAAACGGGAAAACUGCAAGUGAUGAAGAAGCGUGGGGGAAAGAAGUGCCACAUCUUAAAGGCCCUGCUUCAGGCAAUGACAAGGAAGAACCUGAGGAAGAUGAAGAUGAUGAGGAAGAUCCUGAUGAAGGACUGAACAGAUCACAGAAGUCUCUUGCACCAGAAUAUAGACGUUUAAUUGCUAUCCAUGCUGGGAAGCCUAAAGGGGGUAUGAGUGAGUGUCUUAAAGUAGAUCCCGAGAAAGUGAGGCGUCUUAGCUUAAGUGAGCAGCAGCUAGAAAAAGUUGCAGAGACUCGGGGUACUGAUAUUGUCAGAUUUACCCAGAGAAACAUCUUGAGGGUGUACCCGAAGGGCACUCGUAUUACUUCAUCCAACUACAACCCUCUUAUCGGUUGGAUGCAUGGAGCUCAAAUGGUUGCUUUUAACAUGCAGGGAUUUGGUAGAUCUCUGUGGUUGAUGCAUGGAAUGUUCAAGUCCAAUGGAGGGUGCGGUUAUGUUAAGAAACCAGAUUUUCUACUGAAGUCAGGUCCUAACAAUGAAGUGUUUGACCCUAGAGCCAAGUUACCUGUGAAGAAAACUCUUAAGGUGAGGAUAUACAUGGGAGAAGGAUGGUAUUACGAUUUCCGCCACACACAUUUUGAUCAGUAUUCCCCACCAGAUUUCUACACCAGGGUGGGGAUCGCUGGAGUCCCAGCAGAUGUAGUGAUGAAGAAAACAAAGACAUUAGAGGACAACUGGAUACCGGUUUGGAACGAAGAGUUCGAGUUCCAGUUAACUGUUCCAGAACUAGCCAUGCUGAGGCUGGAAGUCCACGAGUACGACAUGUCGGAAAAGGAUGAUUUCGGAGGCCAAACUUGUCUCCCUGUGUCCGAAAUACGAAGUGGAAUCCGGGCUGUUCCGCUCCAUGAUCGAGAGGGCAAGAAAUACAACAAUGUCAAGCUACUGGUGCACUUUGAUUUUGUGUGAGAGAUGAAUCGGAUGGAGUUGUGGAGAUCAACCAAAAACCCCCUUUCCAGUGGGUGGUGCUUUGGCUAUAUAUAUAUACAUAACAUUCAGUUGAGGUUGCUGUGCGACUGUGUGAGCAAUAAUGGCAUCUUCCUUUCGACCUUUUGGGUGUUGCAGAUGAUGCAGGAUGUGGAAGUUGCUUUGUUUUCUUUGCUGGUUCAUUAGGGGGACUCAAGCUUCAGUCACGGAGGGGAGUAACCCUUUUCUAGAGUAACUUGAGCUCUAGGAAGAUCGCAGUGGAACAUAUGUACCAUCAAACUAAAACUCCGGCUGUUAGGGUAAUGGUGUGUCUUUGGGGUGUUGGAUUGAAGGUUCAUGUCGACUGUUGUAAAGGGUGGGUUUUUGCAUGUGUAUAUGGUGUGCAUAAAAAGGAAAAUGGAGGGGUCGUUUGGAUUAGGGAAUGUGUAAAUGAGGGAUUUGGAUUAAAACCUCUCAAUUAAAAACCCAGGUAUUUUAAACGUGGGAUUUGAUCCAAAUAACAUGUUUGGGAAUAGAUGAAGGAUUUUAAUUAAAAAUUAAAGUUACA
Messenger RNA from Linum trigynum, 2902 nucleotides. The record is from the annotation of a GenBank genome assembly. NCBI's taxonomy places the organism in Eukaryota, Viridiplantae, Streptophyta, Magnoliopsida, Malpighiales, Linaceae.